Choloepus didactylus (southern two-toed sloth) is the source of this 5821-nucleotide messenger RNA. It is a transcript of the gene TCHH, whose product is annotated as trichohyalin. The transcript is spliced from 5 exons. Lineage: Eukaryota; Metazoa; Chordata; Mammalia; Pilosa; Megalonychidae. Bases 1 to 4689 code for a protein of 1562 amino acids. The record is from RefSeq and is a predicted model, not a curated record. Gene Ontology annotation, biological process: intermediate filament organization.
AUGUUAACUUUCAAGGUGGCUCAGGCUUGUCAGCACGCUCUCAGCCAGGCCGCAGACCUAGAAGAGCAGAGGGGAGCAAAGUGCGAGGGAAAAGGGAGCCGGUUACAAGAACGCAGACAAGAAGACCAAACGAGAUUCGAGCUCCGGAACAGACAAUUGGAGGAAGAAUCUGGUCAACGACGCAGGCAGAAAAGGCAGGAGGAGGAGGAGUUCGCUGAAGAGGCGACAGAGAGGCAAGAGACGCGCGAGCAGCGCUAUAGGCAGCCUCGCGACGAGGAGCAGCUGCUGCAAAGACGAGAAUGGCAAGAGCGGGAAGAUCCGCGCCUUGAGGCGGAACAGUUGCAGAGGCGCCAGCGUCGAGAGGAGUUUCUUGAGGAAGAGGAAGAGCAACAACAAAGGCGAGAGAGGCAGGAGCAGCGGGAGCUACAGCGCGGUGCGGAGGCGCAGCAGUGGCAAAGGCGAGAGCGGCGAGAACGCCGGGAAGAAGAGCAACUGCAAAGGCUGGGGCGCCAGGAGCUGAAGAGCGAGCGCCGGGAGGAAGAAGAGCAGCUGCAAACGCGGGAGCGUCAAGAGCUGAAGAGGGAGCGCCAGGAGGAAAAGCUGUCGCUGCAAAGGCAGAGACGCGGGCGCCAGGAGCCCCGCUACGAGCAGGAGAGACGCCGAGAACAGGUACUGGCUGAAGAGGAGCAGAAACAGGCCCGCGAGCAGGACCAGAGCCGCGCCGCGAGGUGGCAGUGGCAACUAGAAAGCGAGUCCGACGCACGUCAGAGCAAAGUCUACUCCAGGCCUGGCAGGCAAGGAGAGCAGAGGCGCCGCCUAGGGCAGGAGGAGGAAACGAGGCAGCGCAAGGAUAGAGAGCAGCAAUUGCGGGAGGAGCGGGAGGAGCGGGAAUGGCAGCUGGAGGAAGAGAGCGAGAGGCGCCGCCAGAAACUGUCGGCCAGGCCCUCCUUGCGGAAGCAGCAAGAAAGGCAGCUGAGAGCGGAGGAAAGCCAAGAGGAGGAACAAAGUUUCGGUGUGGAGGAGCAGCAGCGCCGCCAGCGGCGCGAGAGGGAGCUGGAGCGGCAGUUCCUCCAAGAGGAAGACAGCCUCCAAGAGGAGCGGGAGAGGAGGCGACGUCAGGAGAAGCAACGCCGCGACCAAAAAUGGAGGUGGCAACUAGAAGAAGAAAGCCAGAAGCGCCGCCCCAUGCUGUACGCCAGACCGGACCAGCGGGAGCAGCUGCAGCGCGAGGAGCAGCUCCAGAAGCAGGUGCAGAGGGAGAAAAGGCGCCAGGAGCGGGAGAGACUAUACCGGGAGGAAGAGGAGCUGCAACAGGAGGAAGAGCACCUGCAGAGGGAAAGAAGGCGCCAGGAGCGCGACAGACUGUUCCAUGAGGAACAGCUGCGCCAAGAACAGGAGGAGCGCGACCGACAGUUCCGCGAGGAGGAACAGCUGCGACAGGAACGCAAGGAGCAGCAGCUGCGCCGCCAGGAGCGCGACCGACAGUUCCGCGAGGAGGAACAGCUGCGACAAAAACGCGAGGAGCAGCAGCUGGGCCGCCAGGAGCGCGACAGACAGUUCCGCGAGGAGCAGCAGCAGCGCCGCCAAGAGCGCGAGCAACAACUUUGCCAAGAGGGAGACAGGAAGUUCCGUGAAGAACCGCGCCAGGAACAAGAGGAAGCACAGCUGCGCCGCCAGGAGCGCGACCGACAGUUCCGCGAGGAGGAACAACUGCGCCAGAAACGCGAGGAGCAGCAGCUGGGCCGUCAGGAGCUCGACAGACAGUUCCGCGAGGAGGAACAGCUGCGACAGGAACGCGAGGAGCAGCAGCUGCGCCGCCAGGAGCGCGACCGACAGUUCCGCCAGGAGGAACAGCUGCGACAGGAACGCGAGGAGCAGCAGCUGCGCCGCCAGGAGCAGGAAGCACAGCUGCGCCGCCAGGUGCGCGACAGAAACUUCCGCGAGGAGGAACAGCUGCGACAGGAACACGAGGAGCAGCAGCUGCGCCGCCAGGAGCGCGACCGACAGUUCCGCGAGGAACAGCUGCGCCAAGAACGCAAGGAGCAGCAGCUGGACCGCCAGGAACGCGACAGACAGUUCCGCGAGGAGGAACAACUGCGACAGGAACGCGAGGAGCAGCAGCUGAGCCGCCAGGAGCGCGACCGACAGUUCCGCGAGGAGGAACAGCUGCGACAGGAACGCGAGCAGCAGCAGCGCCGCCAAGAGCGCGAGCAACAACUUCGCGAAGAGGGAGACAGGAAGUUCCGUGAAGAACCGCGCCAGGAACAAGAGGAAGCACAGCUGCGCCGCCAGGAGCGCGACCGACAGUUCCGCGAGGAGGAACAACUGCGACAGGAACGCGAGGAGCAGCAGCUGCGCCGCCAGGAGCUCGACAGACAGUUCCGCGAGGAGGAACAGCUGCGACAGAAACGCGAGCAGCAGCAGCGCCGCCAAGAGCGCGAGCAACAACUUCGCCAAGAGGGAGACAGGAAAUUCCGUGAAGAACCGCGCCAGGAACAAGAGGAAGCACAGCUGCGCCGCCAGGAGCGCGACAGAAACUUCCGCGAGGAGGAACAGCUGCGACAGGAACACGAGGAGCAGCAGCUGCGCCGCCAGGAGCGCGACCGACAGUUCCGCGAGGAACAGCUGCGCCAAGAACGCAAGGAGCAGCAGCUGGACCGCCAGGAACGCGACAGACAGUUCCGCGAGGAGGAACAACUGCGACAGGAACGCGAAGAGCAGCAGCUGAGCCGCCAGGAGCGCGACCGACAGUUCCGCGAGGAGGAACAACUGCGACAGGAACGCGAGCAGCAGCAGCGCCGCCAAGAGCGCGAGCAACAACUUCGCCAAGAGGGAGACAGGAAGUUCCGUGGAGAACCGCGCCAGGAACAAGAAGAAGCACAGCUGCGCCGCCAGGAGCGCGACCGACAGUUCCGCGAGGAGGAACAACUGCGACAGGAACGCGAGGAGCAGCAGCUGCGCCGCCAGGAGCUCGACAGACAGUUCCGCGAGGAGGAACAGCUGCGACAGAAACGCGAGCAGCAGCAGCGCCGCCAAGAGCGCGAGCAACAACUUCGCCAAGAGGGAGACAGGAAAUUCCGUGAAGAACCGCGCCAGGAACAAGAGGAAGCACAGCUGCGCCGCCAGGAGCGCGACAGAAACUUCCGCGAGGAGGAACAGCUGCGACAGGAACACGAGGAGCAGCAGCUGCGCCGCCAGGAGCGCGACCGACAGUUCCGCGAGGAACAGCUGCGCCAAGAACGCAAGGAGCAGCAGCUGGACCGCCAGGAACGCGACAGACAGUUCCGCGAGGAGGAACAACUGCGACAGGAACGCGAAGAGCAGCAGCUGAGCCGCCAGGAGCGCGACCGACAGUUCCGCGAGGAGGAACAACUGCGACAGGAACGCGAGCAGCAGCAGCGCCGCCAAGAGCGCGAGCAACAACUUCGCCAAGAGGGAGACAGGAAGUUCCGUGGAGAACCGCGCCAGGAACAAGAAGAAGCACAGCUGCGCCGCCAGGAGCGCGACCGACAGUUCCGCGAAGACGAACAACUGCGACAGGAGCGCGAGGAGCAGCAGCUGCGCCGCCAGGAGCGCGACCGACAGUUCCGCGAGGAGGAACAACUGCGACAGGAACGCGAGGAGCAGCAGCUGCGCCGCCAGGAGCGCGACAGACAGUUCCGCGAGGAGGAACAGCUGCGACAGGAACGCGAGCAGCAGCAGCGCCGCCAAGAGCGCGAGCAACAACUUCGCGAAGAGGGAGACAGGAAGUUCCGUGAAGAACCGCGCCAGGAACAAGAAGCACAGCUGCGCCGCCAGGAGCGCGACCGACAGUUCCGCGAGGAGGAACAGCUGCGACAGGAGCGCGAGGUGCAGCGGGUGCGCCGCCAGGAGCGCGAGCAACUUCGCCAAGAGGGAGACAGGAAGUUCCGUGAAGAACUGCGCCAGGAACAAGAAGAAGCACAGCUGCGCCGCCAGGAGCGCGACAGACACUUCCGCGAGGAGGAACAGCUGCGACAGGAACGCGAGGAGCAGCAGCUGCGCCGCCAGGAGCGCGAACAGCUUCGCCAAGAGCGCGACAGAACUUUCCGUGAGGAAGAGCAGUUGCGCCGCCAGGAGCGUGACAGAAAGUUCCGCGACGAGGAACAGCAGCUGCGAAGGGAACGGGAGGAGCGGCAGCUGCGCCGCCAGGAACUGGAUGGUGCCUUCUCCCAGGAGGAACAGCUGAGUCGCGCAGAGCAAGAGGAAGAACAGAGGCAUCGGCGACAAAGAGACGGGAAGUUCCUAGAAGACAAGCAGAGCCUGGAACAAGAACGAGAGGGAGAAAAGCGACGACUCCGGGAGCAGGACAGGCAAUUCCGCCAGGACGACCAGCUGCAGCGUGAGGAGCAGAAAGAGCCAAGGCGCCAGCAGGAGAGAGACAGGCGGUACCCGGCUGAGGAGCAGUUUGCCAGGGAGGAGAAGAGGCGUCUUCAGGAACCAGAACUGCGGCAAGAAGAGCGGAGAAGAUUCUGGGAGGAAGAACAGCUCCGCCGCCAGCAGGAGGAGGAGCAGAGGCGCCGCCAAGUCCGGGAGAGACUAUCCCAGGAAGAAGACGAGGGCCGUCGGCAAGUUCUAGAGUUCAGCACGCGUCAGUUCGCCAAUGCUCCGGUGCGCUCCAGCCCUCUCUAUGAGUACAUCCGAGAGCAGAGUUCUCAAUACCGCCCCUAAGAAUUGCUGCCAAUAUCCUGACCACUGCUAAAGCUUCAAGCAAAUGAAAAUGAGAAACGCUGGGUACCAAGGGAUGACUCAAAUGUUUCUGCUUGUGGGAAACUCUCUGAUGUUAGAAUGUAUCUUUUCUUCCAAAAUCUUAGAUUACACUCAUUUCAUGUAUUUUGUACUCCUGCCUUUUAUUCUUUCCUAAGUAGUUCUUCACUGAGGGAUGUCUUUGCUCUUUGGUGCAGAUGUGGUGUGCAUUUUUAAAAACAUAAAUCAUUUGAUUUAUUUGAAGAGUUUUGUUUGGGGAGUACUUAAUUUGUUGCUUUCAAAAGUAACAUAAGAAUAACGACAAUUUGAGAGUCACAAGAUUUAGGUCUAUUUUUUUAAUGGUUGAUCCAUCUUGUGGAGACUUCAAAUUUAAAAAUUAUACUUUUAAUGUUCAAGUUGAUAUUUCUUCCUGGGUCUAAUUUUUUUUUAGUGCUUUGUGGCAUUAUUAGCACAGAUUCUGUGAAGUGACGGAAGUUUUACAACAACCCAUAAAUUAGUGCAAUGGGAGUGACUUCUGCAGAAAAACUCCCUGUGAAAUCAGCCAAUAACUGGAAGAAAUUAUGUGUUAAGAAUAAGAUUUAACUUGAAGACUUAGAAUUCAAAUUAGAUUUUUUAAUUUUACAUUUAACUCCAUAAACAUUUAAAAUCGUAUGAAGCAAACGCAAGAUAUUUCUCAGACAUCUCCAGAGCUCAAAUUUUUUAACUAUGUCUGCUAUCGUCUGUAGAGCUCAGUUCUCUUCCCCUAAUCUUUCUUUAAUGGGUUUGAGAAUAUUACUACCUUUGUUAAUUUUACCUGAGAGGGGACCUGCUCAGGAUCCUAUAAACAUCUACCUUGCUUUAGGCCCAUUAAGAGAUCACGGAGAGCAUAUUGGGGGAGGGAAAAGGGAAAAUGCAUGAACAGAGGGGCAAGUUCUUAGAGGCCCUUUGACAAGACCCAUCAGCCCAUAAUCCUUUGAUUCUACCUUGAAGACAUUCUUGUUGUGAUAACUGGACUGUGUGAAAAAAUAAUAAUAAAUGAAUGGCAAACAAUUUCUUUUGUCUGUUUUAAUUAUGUGUCAAAUCAUAACUCAAGAUCUAAUGGUCUGGAAACUGACAA